GAGUACCUGGCCCUUGGUGACGUGCGUGUGAGCCUUAGGGAUGGGGAUGAGGUUGCUGUUAUUCCGCCGUUAAGUGGAGGAUAAAUCAAACAUCAUUUAGAGUCCUCAUCCCUCAUUCCUAACCCAGAUGGCUGAGGCGGAAGGGGAUCCCAGGGAUCUCGUUAAACUGACACAUGACAAACUCUCUGUGGACACAGUGUCAGACUCUGUCACCUGCCCUUCCUGUGGAGCCAUCUCCAUCUUCAUAGGGACGACGAGGGACAGUUUCGAAGGGAUGAAAGUGAAGCAGCUGGAGUAUGAAGCCUACAUCCCCAUGGCCGAAUCAGAACUCAGGAAGAUAUACACAGACAUCAGGGCAAGAUGGCCGACUGUCAGGCACAUCUGUGUUCAUCAUCGACUGGGGGUGGUGCCUGUGACUGAGGCCAGUGUGAUCAUCGGCAUCUCGUCUCCUCACCGGGGGGACUCUCUGGAGGCAGUGCAGUACUGUAUAGAUACCCUGAAAGCCACCGUGCCCAUAUGGAAGAAGGAGGUGUAUGAAGCUGACGAGUCCUGUUGGAAAGAGAACAAAGAGUGCCAGUGGACAUGCCAGAGUUGACCUCUAACCUCAUCUAGGAGCUUUUUUUAUGCCAAAUAUUAGGUAAUACACACUGUAUCCGUUUUUUAAAGCUGUCCCUAAUCCAAAAAUAUAGUCAGUCACACCUUUAUGUACGUGAAGUUUAAAUGAAAUAAAAUGUACCAUCAGUCUAUAUACAACACUUUCAAACGUUUGAAUGCUAUAAAAUGUACCAUCAGUAUAUAUACAACACUUUCAAACGUUUGAAUGCUAUAAAAUGUACCAUCAGUAUAUAUACACAACACUUUCAAACGUUUUAAUGCUAUAAAAUGUACCAUCAGUAUAUAUACAACACUUUCAAACGUUUGAAUGCUAUAAAAUGUACCAUCAGUAUAUAUACACAACACUUUCAAACGUUUUAAUGCUAUAAAAUGUACCAUCAGUAUAUAUACAACACUUUCAAACGUUUGAAUGCUAUAAAAUGUACCAUCAGUAUAUAUACAACACUUUCAAACGUUUGAAUGCUAUAAAAUGUACCAUCAGUAUAUAUACACAACACUUUCAAACGUUUUAAUGAAAUAAAAUGUACAAUCAGUAUAUAUACAACACUUUCGUUUUAAUGAAAUAAAAUGUUCAGGAAAGAAGUGGCAUGUACCCAUUGAAAAUAUAUCUGGAAAAAUAACAGUGCAACAUUUUUUCUCGUAAACAUUCUCUCAGAGGGUUUAGUCUUCUGCGCGUACCUUUACACCGAGCUUCGCUUUUCUCCCAAUCACGAUACAGUAACUUUACAAAUAAACAAAUGAACCAGCA
Messenger RNA from Oncorhynchus tshawytscha (Chinook salmon), 1363 nucleotides. RefSeq names its product molybdopterin synthase catalytic subunit. Gene Ontology annotation, molecular function: molybdopterin synthase activity. NCBI's taxonomy places the organism in Eukaryota, Metazoa, Chordata, Actinopteri, Salmoniformes, Salmonidae. Bases 128 to 595 code for a protein of 155 amino acids. The record is from RefSeq and is a predicted model, not a curated record. Gene Ontology annotation, cellular component: cytosol. Gene Ontology annotation, biological process: Mo-molybdopterin cofactor biosynthetic process. The transcript is spliced from 5 exons.